Molecule: messenger RNA, 1877 nt
Organism: Thunnus maccoyii (southern bluefin tuna)
Lineage: Eukaryota; Metazoa; Chordata; Actinopteri; Scombriformes; Scombridae
Product: tissue alpha-L-fucosidase-like
Exons: 8
Coding region: 191-1543 (450 amino acids)
Biological process (GO): glycoside catabolic process; fucose metabolic process
Cellular component (GO): lysosome
Molecular function (GO): alpha-L-fucosidase activity
Source: RefSeq, a predicted model, not a curated record
GAUCACAGUCACAUGAUGAGAAACGUCCAGCAGGAGUAUACAUCCGUGAUCACAACAAGAAGUGAAAUAAUACUAUCGUAUGAUAGCUGCAACUGGAGCAGUUUGACAUUAUCGUAGAUGCUAAACUGUUCGACUUCCUGUUGCACAAAGGUGUGCUCCCAGCUAGAAGUGUUUAUAACCUGGUGAAAUUAUGCUAGCCGUAACAUUAGUCGUUUUUGUCGGUGCUCUCGCAUCUCGUACGGCGGCUCGUUACACUGCGGACUGGACCAGUCUGGACGCCAGACCGCUGCCUUCAUGGUACGAUGAGGCGAAGGUUGGCAUUUUCAUCCACUGGGGAGUGUUUUCUGUGCCCGGGUUUGAUAGUGAGUGGUUCUGGUGGCACUGGCAGGGCCAAAAGCCUCCAGACCAGAAGUGUGUGAACUACAUGUCAAAGAACUACCCGCCUGGGUUCAGUUACCCGGAGUUUGCACCCCAGUUUCACGCCCAGUUCUUCAACCCGGAGGAGUGGGCGGACAUCUUCAAGGCUUCUGGUGCAAAAUAUGUCGUCCUGACUGCCAAACACCACGAAGGAUUUACUAACUGGGGGUCUCCAAACUCCUGGAAUUGGAAUUCUGUUGAUAAUGGUCCUCACAGGGACCUUGUGGGAGACCUGGGAGAGGCAGUGCGCAAACGGUCCUUGCACUAUGGACUCUAUAACUCCUUGUAUGAGUGGUUCCACCCUCUCUACCUGAAUGAUAAGAAGAAUGGAUUCAAAACACAGGAUUUUGUGCUGCAUAAACUACUGCCAGAGCUUUAUAACAUGGUUGUAAGGUACAGACCUGAGGUGAUCUGGUCUGACGGGGACUGGGAAGCACCUGACACCUACUGGAACUCCACCCAGUUCCUGGCCUGGCUCUAUAAUGACAGCCCUGUUAAAGAUACCGUUGUGACCAAUGACAGAUGGGGAGCCGGCUGUGCCUGUAAACAUGGUGGCUACUAUAACUGUGAAGACAAGUAUACUCCAGGCCAGCUGCCUGAGCAUAAGUGGGAGAAAUGCACAUCUGUGGACACGUUUUCCUGGGGCUAUCGUCGGAACAUGAAAAUGAAUGAACUAAUGACCUUACCCACUAUCAUAGAGGAUCUGGUUUACACUGUGGCACUGGGAGGUAACUACCUUCUGAAUGUGGGUCCCACUCCUGAUGGGAUGAUCCCAGCAGUUUUUGAGGAGAGGCUCCGGGGAGUUGGUGCCUGGCUAGAGGUCAACGGGGAGGCCAUCUAUGCUUCCAAACCCUGGAGGGUCCAGGCAGAGAACACCACUGUACCAGUCUGGUAUACAUCUAAAGGGAAUUCUGUCUAUGCCAUUGUGACUACCAAACCCCCCAAAUCCACAUUGCAACUGUUGGAACCCAAAACAUCAUCAAUCACCAAGGUGACCUUGUUGGGGAAUCCUAAGCCCUUGCCAUGGUCCCCAGUCUACCCCAAUGCUGGCCUUAUUGUCCUUUUGCCUGAACUGCCCAACACCCCAGGUCAGGCCUGGACACUCAAACUGGAUGGUAUCCUAUGAGCCUUAAACACCUGAAGCUAUAUGGUUUGAUAUUCAGAAUUUGAUAUACUCAGGUUUUCAUUAUGUUUGUAGGAUAAGGGGAAAAUUUAUGCACUAUAAUUUUAAGGGACAAGGCUUGUGUAAUGAUUAGUAUGUUUGCCAAAGUGAAAGAAUGGAACACUCCUCUUCAAUGGUUCCUUUGUUGCUCUGAGGACUUAAGGUUUAAAAUUUCAAUGGCUCUUGUUUUUGCUCUUUUUUAAUGAUUUUAAUGAAUUGACUGAAUGAAAAGUGGAAUCUGCUGUGCAGCUUCCUUUUAAAAGGGCUAAAUAAAAGAUGAUUUGAUUUGUCUGGUGAA